AUGGAGCAGGGGGUGUCGGAGGGGAUGAUGAAGGGGCUUGGUGAUGUCCCCCUGUCGCCCACCCUGCUUCCUUGGGACCGAUUUUCUAACUGGCUUCACUGUGCGUGUGUUGUCACGUUUGAUCUGGAGCUGGGGCAGGCGAUGGAGUUGAUCUAUCCAGGCCACGUUAAACUCACAGAUACUGAGAAAGCCAACAUUUGUUACCUGUCUUUCCCAGACUCAAAUUCAGGUUGUAUGGGAGAUACUCAAUUUCACUUUCGAAUCAGACAGAGUCCUGGACGAAAGACUACAUCCAAAUCUCACCAAUUCAGUAAGGAUUAUCCUGUCUCAAUUCAGAGUGAUGGUGCCUAUUACUAUGGCUUUGUGUUCUUCCGACAAACCAAGGAUCGCUCAAUUCGCAGAGGUUACUUCCAGAAGUCCUUAGUAUUACUCUCCAAGCUGCCAUUUGUAGCACUGUUCCAACAACUUGUCAGCAUUAUAGCUCCUGAGUACUUUGAAAAUGGUGAACCAAGUCUAGAAGCAGCAUGCCAUGAUAUAGACCAAUGGCCAGAUCCAGUACCUGGUGAGACAGUCAACUUGCCCAUAUUUGGCAGUGUUCUACAGACGUCCAUCGAGUCUCGAGUUCCAUCACGUUCAGAUAAAGUAUUAGGCCGAGGUCAAAACAUACGUGUUGGGGCGCCUACAGUCCCAGCCCAUUCCAUUCUGCCCUCUCUGUAUGAAGUGGACAUUUACAGUGCGUUUCUACCUAUUCUACCUCACAUUCAGAUGUUAUGGGAAUUAGUCCUAGCAGGGGAGCCAUUGGUUGUCAUGGCAGCAUCUCCAUCUGUAACAUCAUCCACAGUGCAGGCCUUGAUCAGUCUGAUCGGGCCCCUGAAAUUCUACGGUGAUUACCGCCCAUAUUUCACAAUCCACGACAGCGAGUUUAAGGAGUACACCACAAAGACACAGGCACCACCCCCAGUAAUUCUUGGUGUGACGAAUCCAUUCUUUGCAAAAACACUCCAGCACUGGCCAAAUAUUAUUCGCAUUGGAGAAAUGACACAUGGAUCUUCAAAAAUUUUCAACAAGUUGAAAAAAGCAAGCAGCUUGAAAACAUUGGAUUCCAAGCCAGGUGUGUAUACACGAUACAAAGCUUUCCUCACCAAAGAUAAAAUUAUCCUCAAGAGAUUAGUAAAGGGUAUCCAGAGUAAACGACCUCCGGAGGCCCAGAAUGCAAUAUUACGACGUCACUUCCUGGAACUCACUCAUAGCUUUAUGAUACCUCUGGAGAGAUACAUGGCCAGUUUGAUGCCUCUACAACGUAACAUAUCACCUCACAAGGGGCCUCCUAGGCUGCGGCCAUUUGAUCCAGAGGAGUUUCUACGUUCCUUGGAACACUCCGGCCCCCAAUUGACAUCGGGUGUGAAAGGUGACUGGGAGGGUCUAUAUCGCAAGUUUUUCAAAAGCCAGAAUUUUGAGGGUUGGUAUUACCACCGCCAGCAUGAAGUGAACCAGAAACUUCAAGUUCUACAUAUGGAGGCUCUGUGUGAUUCAGAUCUGGUGGCCUGGAUACAAGACAAAGAGGAGGUGGAGAUUGUUGACCUCAUCCUUCGCAUACGAGAAAAAUUGGCAUUUGCUGCAACAAAUCAGAUUGUUGUGAGUAGUGAGAGUUUAUUAAAACUUAAUAAACACAUGGACAAUAUCAUCUCGUCAUUGCCAGAAGAUCUGCAGGCAGUUCUAAAGAGUUGACACCGGACAAUAGGAUAGUUACCAUAUUGACAAUCUCCACAAGUCCAGCUGCAGCUGUCUUGGAAUUUCCUCGUCGAGGGUCAUCUGCUGAACGUAUCAGACAUGGAGUUGAUAUUGUAUAUCAGCAGUGCUGAAUACGGUCAACUCAAGGGCAGCUGUCAAUAUCCAUCUGGCAGCUCCAAGGUCAUCGUCAUGGCUCCCAUCCAAGUGGUCAGCAGCAAAGUAUCUGUAAUGCACUAGCCAUUGGCAAGACAGGUCAGGACCAGUGGCACUUCAGGACAGUUAGACAGUGUUUGUGACCAAAGAUCAGGAUAGUGACACUAAAGGUCAUAAUAUAAUGACCUUUGACACUUGGACUGGAUGCUAACUUCCCAUCAGUAACAUAUUACAUACAAGGGUAGACUUGGGUUCCUUAUCCCAAGUGUUGUAAUACUGGCACUUUGGUACUUGUCAGUUUAACCAC
Messenger RNA from Ylistrum balloti, 2191 nucleotides. RefSeq names its product protein DENND6A-like. Gene Ontology annotation, molecular function: guanyl-nucleotide exchange factor activity. The transcript has 21 exons. Lineage: Eukaryota; Metazoa; Mollusca; Bivalvia; Pectinida; Pectinidae. Bases 1 to 1728 code for a protein of 575 amino acids. The record is from RefSeq and is a predicted model, not a curated record. Gene Ontology annotation, cellular component: recycling endosome.